This is a messenger RNA of Salvia hispanica, 1307 nucleotides long. It is a transcript of the gene AT-IE, whose product is annotated as histidine biosynthesis bifunctional protein (HISIE). Lineage: Eukaryota; Viridiplantae; Streptophyta; Magnoliopsida; Lamiales; Lamiaceae. Gene Ontology annotation, molecular function: phosphoribosyl-ATP diphosphatase activity; phosphoribosyl-AMP cyclohydrolase activity. The record is from RefSeq and is a predicted model, not a curated record. Gene Ontology annotation, biological process: L-histidine biosynthetic process.
CCUAGAAAAUUUAGUGGAGGCGCCGCCGCUUCUCACUCUCACUUCUUCUCUGCAUCUCACCAUCACCAGCUGACGUCACUCGCCGACGUCUAUUUUCAUUGAAUUUACCUGUCUCGACUCGCAGUAGCCGUACUAGCAAAAGUCUCGCUGUCUUCUCUUCUCAUUUCCUGCUCUCCUACCAUCCACUCUUCAGCAAUCUCCGACUCUAGGUCGAUUGAUAGUCAAUGGCGGUUCCAUAUGCCAAUUACUUUCAACUUCCAAAAGUAAACCCAAAAGGCCACAUUUUUGGCUCGUCUAGUGGACUCAACACAAGGGCCUCUCCUGCGUAUUGUUGCCUCAGAACUUCCAGCCCGAUUUCACAUGUAGAAGCCAAGGUUGAUCCCUUGUUGGAUAGUGUCAAGUGGGACGACAAAGGUUUAGCAGUGGCAAUAGCUCAGAAUGUUGAUACUGGAGCGGUUUUAAUGCAAGGGUUUGUCAACAAAGAGGCUCUUUUGAAGACUAUUUCCUCCAAAAAGGCUACAUUCUAUAGCAGGUCACGAUCAACUUUAUGGACAAAGGGAGAGACCUCGAUGAAUUUCAUCAAUGUUUCUGAUGUCUUUUUAGAUUGUGACCGCGAUUCUAUCAUAUAUCUUGGUAAGCCUGAUGGACCAACUUGUCACACUGGGGCUGAGACAUGUUACUAUACUUCAGUGGAUAACAUCAUAAACGAUCCUCCGGUUGAUGGUAGUAAACUUGCAUUAACGACUCUAUAUGCAUUGGAAUCAACUAUAUCAAAACGAAAAGAAGAGUUAACAGAAAACCCAGACAGCAAACCUUCUUGGACCAAGCGGCUUUUGCUUGAUGAGAAGCUAUUGUGCUCAAAGAUCAGGGAAGAGGCGGAUGAGUUAUGCCGAACACUGGAGGAAAAUGAGGACCAAACUAGGACCGCCUCUGAAAUGGCAGAUGUGCUCUAUCAUGCAAUGGUGUUGCUGUCUGUGAAAGGAGUUCAGAUCGAAGACGUCCUUCAAGUCUUAAGACUAAGGUUUGCACAAUCAGGUGUUGAAGAAAAGAAGAGUCGAAAAUCAUCAUAGCUGGUUGAUAACUUGUGCUUCCUCGACCUUUUAUGCUAUCUGCUAAACUUGCAGUGAGCAGAGCAACUCAAAUCUCAUACAUACUGUGAUGGGACACUUAACUGUGUGCGUCUGCAGUUUGUAUAUCUGGAGCCGUUUUUGUGAUUGUAUUUGCUUCAACUCUGUAUGUUAUUAUCACGGCUGCUUCCGAUGAGAAAUACAAUAAAUUGGCUAAUAACAUUCAACCAUUUUUCGACU